ACACAGCAUGAUCGCAAAGACGAUGCUACGGCUCUCAUUUACGCGAGAGCGACUCCAAGAAGGUUAUUUCCACGCAGAAACAAGAACACCACAGUCAUGGGACAUGCAAGUGUUUAAAAUUCUCAUAUGAAACAAGCAACUUAACAGCUCAUGCUGACCAGUUUGUCGAGAAAGUAGGAGAAACCUAACUGCAGUUUGAUCCAUAAGAAAGACCAUGACCAUGAGGAACAUGUCGUCUACACCUGCUACAACCGCCGAACCUCAAAUGAAGGCGCGCAAAAAAAAGACCACUAUCUACCUUAUCCGCCACGGCGACCGUUUCGAUUACGCCAAUGCCAAUUGGAAGUUCGACAUUGUCUCGCACAAUCACUGCCCGAUCGAUCCUCCCUUGUCUGCACUUGGGCACCAGCAAGCUCGUGACACAGCUACUGAGGUGAUCAGGGACCUACUCGAAAGUCACGAUAAAAGUCAAGGAAAAAUCCAAGAUGUCGCAGAUGCUAGUGCUACUGCUGUUGCUGGUAAACUCCUCUCCGAGAUCGUCACCGCAGAGCAGCUGCGCGUGUUGGUCUCACCCUACGUCCGCGUGAUCCAGACUGCGACGCCGUUGGUUGAGCAGAUGUAUCUCAAGUUGACCAAAGUCGCAGAGUCGUCAAUUGUUUAUGAAGAGGAUGCUACUGUCACCUUGAAGAUGGUAGAAAUGCAAUAUCGUUGGUUACUAACUUUAUACAUGUGAUUAAAAUAGGGAUUUUGCGUAGCAAACAUCGCCUUCAUAGCUGGCGAAAGAUCACGGGAAAACCUUCUCCCUAUUCUUCCACUUUUCCUCUUUGAAUUCUCAUUUGUUCGGGGCCUGGAGUGAAACGACCCAAUUAAAGCUUCCUUCUUCUUGUUUUUCUUAUUCCUUCUUCUUGUUCCUCUUCUUCUUAUUCUUCUUUCUUCUUUUUCUUUUUCCCACCCAACUUCCAAUCCCUCUUCUCGCUGUUAGGGGCUCGUUAGUGUUAGACUGCGGUCGAGCAUUACCCCCUCAAGAGCAAGCAAGAAGGUUUUCCCGCCGCGCAGCUACUCGGUGCGAGUUUUGCAGCAGCUGUUGCUAUUAUGACAGGGUUCAUUUUUGAGCAUUAAGACAAUAUUAGAUCUCCAGAGUCUGGUGCAUUUGAGCCUCAGGCUCUUUCUGCUUUGAAUAUGUGAUAGCCACUUGAGAUAGCUAUUCAUAUUUGCGGCGGAACCUUCCGGUUGUUUGUUGGAUUUGUGCUUGUUCUUGAGGGCUUUUUGAGAGUCAGUUGAAAAUUGGCGAGUGGAAAAUUGGCCUUGCAAGAGUGAGUAGGUUUUAUUUGUUUAUAAAAGUUUCAUCUCAUCCAGAUCUUAGGCAAGGAACUUCGUCUUCUUCAUGAAACGAUCGUUGCGUCAGUUUUCUUUUUUCUCAGUAUUCAGAUGGUAGAGAAAGAUUCCAUGACCAAGGCGCAGCGUAAAGCUGCUCGUAACGCCGAGAAGAAUAAGGCGCGUACUGCCGGAGAUUACAUUGGCCGGAUUUUUAACGAUUGCGAGAAUGCACUGAUGAACCGGUUUGAGCCGGUGAUCAGUAAGGAAAAUCUAGAGCUAGUAGUGAAGAAGGCCACUACUUUGGACUCUAUUGAUAAAGGAGUCGCUUUGUUAGAUGAGUUAGAGUCGGCUUCAUAUCAGCCGGCUGCGUCAGUUGACGACUUCCAAUUUUUUAGCAGGAUAAACCAUCAGGUGCAGGGUUUUAAGAACAUCUCUUUAUUACGAGUUUUGAACGAGACUUUUCACCAGUGCGACCCUGAAGCCUGGAAACUCGUGCUUGAAGGUGGAACUUGUUGUGGGCCUGUUUGGUGUCCAGGUCAUUGGGCUGAUCGUCGGAUUAAGGUUGUUGACGACACCAUAGACAAGCUUUUUCGGCGGUGUAAGAAGACCUCUUUUUUGAAUAAAAGUAAGCCUAAGUUCUUGAGUGAGGAUGUUGCUAAGAAAAUUUGGGAUGUCACUGCGGAUGAGGCAUCAUCAGGCAUGUUGCGUGGCCCUUUUUCGUUGGACGAGAUUUCUAGUGAAGUUACGCAUUUAAUUCCCCGGUUUGCAGUUUUGCAGAAGGGGAAGCAUCGGAUGAUAGAUGAUGCGCGCAUCUUCAAUUCUGAUUGCUCCUUGUCAAAGGUAGCCCCUUUACCGUCAGCGUUAGAGGCGCUUGCCUUAGCAACUGCCACCGCAAGACUGCAGGCGAAUGGUAACCUACCAGUCGAACUAGUUGAUUCUUUUAUUUUUAAUUCAAAAAAACGAAGGACAGAUGGGCGCGAGAAGAACUCUUUUGAAGAGUUGAAUAAUUUGCUUUUGCAAGGGUUUGAUCCCGAUGGGCUCGUCAGCGAGCUUCAGCAGUCGAUUGAUGGGGUUGUAAUUGAUGUGGAGAAAGCAUAUAAGACUGUAGGCGUCCGUAAGGAUCAUUUGUUUGCUAACUGGGUGGCCGUGUUUUGCCCGGAUGACGGGAAGUGGUAUGGGUUUGAAUCCGCGACUCUCGUCUUCGGGAACACCCACAGUGUGGUUGUUUGGGUGCGUAUAGCUUUACUUUUGUCAAGUUGCAUCAGAGGGCUUUUCUCUAUCCCUAAUUCGGUCUUUAUUGACGAUUUCCACUCGUUUGUUCCCUACAAGUUAGGUGCGCCAGCCGCAGCAGCCAUCUGUAAUCUUCUUGAUCGCUUAGGUUGGGGUUAUAAGGCUGAGAAGGUUGACGUUUCGAGUUCCUCAGUUACUUUGUUAGGCCUCAUUUUUAAUCUCAUAGGAAGGCCGUCGUUGGAAGUUUCGGUAGACAGGAAAGCAGAAUAUAUUAAAUCUUUGGAGAAGCACAUUGAGGCUGACGUUCUCACGCAAGCAGAUGCUGCAAUUUUAUACGGCAGAUUGUCGUUUGCUUUCUGCAGUUUGUGCGAUCGGCGUCUUCAUCCAAUUUUGAGGCCCAUUAUGGUGCGAAUGUUUCAGUUGCACAGUGACGUGUCAGUUCAUAAAUGUUUACGCCUGAGUAUGAAGGCUUGUAUAGGUUUUUUGCAUAGUAUUCCACCUAGAGUUCUUUGUGUUUCCCCCGUCCGGUACAUAGUUUACACAGAUGCCAGCUGGCGAAGGGGGCGUGGGGUUAUUGCCGGCGUUUUGGUCGAUUUGUUUAAUGUAUCAGAAUGUAAGACAUCUUUGGGGCGUGUUAGAUAUUGGAAAUUUUGUGUUGAUGAACAGAUGUUGUACAGUAAAAUUGCAAAGUAUCCUAUAAAUUUUUUGGAGGCGUGCGCGCCUAUAGUCUCGUUGUGGUUGUGGAAGGAUUUGUUGAGUAAUAGUAAGAUUGAAGUUCUUAUUGAUAACUGCAGUGCACAGGGUACAUUGAUCCGGAUGAAUAGCGGGCGGCCGCAUAUGGCGGCAGCGGCGUUUAUGUAUUGGGAUUUUGCUAGCAAGCACUCCAUCUCUUCUUUGCUUGGGCGCGUGCCCAGUGAAUUCAAUAUAGCAGAUUUGCCAACGAAAGAGAAGCUCGAGAAGCUUCUUAUUGAUAAUUUUGACUGCGUCAGGGACGAGCUAGGCGAAGAUGUAGAGAAAGAGGUUGCUAAAUUGCUCGCUCUUGAUAUUCCACAUUCUGACAUUUUGUUAAAUACGGAAAAUUUUGAACUUGAACAGUAAACAUGGGUGAGAUGGUAGAUUUUGCGUGAUAGUCUCUUUUGCUUUUAAUUGGCCCUCCCUUUGUGCCAAGCGCUGAGAUCAGCGAACGGCUGGUGGAUUUUGGAUUCGGAAGAAGGUUUGAAUGAGCGCGUUGAAGAGUGUUGAGUGGAGUUGUCGCUGGUGAAUUGAGGGAUGCUUGGCUUGAAGUGGGUUUGUUAAAUUUGGUUCAUGAUUAAGAAGCUCUAGGAGAAGUUAGGACUCGGAGCUUAAGAGAAAGUAUUUAGCUGUCACUUGGUUAAAAUUUUGUUCGUUCAAGAACCGGUAAUCUAGGAAAAUGGCGUUGAACAAUCCGAAUGCUCAAGAGGCUUUUGCCGUCCUCGUCGAGGACAUGAACCAAGAUCGGCCGGACCAGUUAAAGGUGGAAUUUCAGUUCUUUUUGGUCAGUUGUAAGACUUUUCUCUUCUUUCGGAUACGGUGACUUCUAUUCUUUAAUUUAGAAAAUUUAGGUUUGAUGAAAAUUUGGAUCUGAAAUUCCUUUCACCCCCUCUUGUGAGAAAUUAGGAAGAAGAAAUUUUCUUUGAUGUUUUCUCAUUUGCCCCAUUAGGUGCGCACGAUUAAGAACAUUCUGCAGACCCAGUUCGGCGUCAUUGUGAGCACAAUUUCCGAAAAGGAGGUGUCGGAUUGUGAGCGUUCUUGUCGCAUGGGUUCGCUUCAUGAGCGGCCCAUGGUCGUGGCGGACAAAGUGAUGGAGAUGGUGAUCAAAGAUUGUGCGUGUGUCGUUCUUCUCGGGGGUUACAUCCCGCCGGUUCCGGCUGAUCCGGAUGUUGAAGGGGCAGUUGCUCAGCCUGCGCAGGUCCAACUCCAGGCUAUUUUGACGGCGCAGAAGUGCGUCUCUGAUCUCCUUCAGGUAGUGCCAUCUUAUUGGUUUUUCUUUUUGGGAUUUAGUUUAGAUUUAUGUUUAAGAAAGAAAUGUCAAGGACUUUUCUCGUCAGAAAGUUCGACAGUAUGACGAUGUUCAGAAUUGUUGUAGAAAUUUACUUCCCCUUAUAUCUUCUAAAUUCUCUUUAGACUUUCGCGUCGAAAACGCUGGCAUCUUGUGAGAAGGACGUGCGCAAGUCCGCGGUGGCUGAUGUCUAUACCAAGAAUCUGGCUCGUUUGGCUGGUAAUGGCAUGGUCGCGAACAUGGGUUAUUAUGACCGGGUUGUGACGUUCUUCCAGGUCGGAUUUACCGAGGCUAUCGAGAUGUAUGUUCGCAGGUAGUUGCUUUUUUUUUAGAGUUGUUUUCGAGAAUCUCGUUGUUUUUUGUCUUGCUGUGUCAAAUUUUUUUCCUGUCGGACUUUUGGUCGAAGUUUAAGGAUGGUUUUUCUCCCGAUUGUACUCAUCGUCGUUGACUGGUGUCGUAUCGCCAUUCAGAUACUCACAAAUUCGAAGAGAAGAACUGGCUUCCUUUCAAGCGCGCCUGAUUCAGGAUCAACAUGAAACUUCAUUACACCAACAGCGCCUUGACCGACAAGCUGAAUUCGGCCCUUGAAGCGAAAUUGAAGAGCUUUACUUUUUCGACUCCGCAGAAGGAGCGCCCGAGUCCCUACGGCACUCCCUCGCGGGAGAAGGGCAAAGGAAAAGGAAAGAGUGAUCGUUACUGUUUCAGAUACCUGAACAUGCAGGGUGCUCGAGGUGACAACUGUGGUGAUGAGAAUUGUAAAUUUAAACAUGAGCUCCCUCCUACUCGUGCUGUCGCUGAAUCAAUGAAGGCGUAUGCCACUAUUGGACUUAAAGAUUGGGAUAUUGACGCCGACUUCCCGACUACGGGUUAAUAUGUCGAAGUGUCGUUAUUCUUCGUUCGGAUCGUGGUAGUGUGAUCGUAUCGUGGUAGUCGGUUAUGCCCUCGGGCAGUUGUCUAGCACGUUUACUUGAGGACUCGUUGCAUGUUGUGUUGUUUAAAAAGAAAAUUUUUUAAGAGAAAGUCAUGGUUGGUGUAGAAUUAUUCACAUUCGUCCCCCUUUCAUUCUCAAGUUUAGGAAGCUCCGGGUGUGCUGAGUUAUUGCGUGAUGGGUUGAUUUAGGUUUUGGAAAUUUUCUUUUAUCAUAAUAUUUAGAUAAUUUAGAUUUGUCCUCUUCGAUGGUUUUUGAAUUCAUAUAUAAUAUAGUUUUGAUUUGUGUCCAGGAGAAAUGUGGAUGUAUCAGCAGGUUGCUAACAGGUCGGCUGGGGCUUUGCCUCAGACGCCUGGCCAUUCUUCUAAUCAAGUUGUAGUAGGUAGUGAAGUGCCGAAUAUAGGAAGUUCUUCCUAUGUUUCAAAUUUUUCAGGUGUAGGGUUCUCCACUAUCUCAGUCAGUAGCUCUCAUUCAUGUUUUCGCGACAAUUCUGCAAGGUGUGGCCCAUAUUCAUCGAUGGUUAGUCGUGCAGUUUCGAGUAGUAGUAGUUCUGCUUCUUCAAGUAACAUACGAGUUGUAGGAGGUCUUUUGCAUAGUGUCAGGCAUGCAGAUGUCAUCGCGCGUUCUCAUAAUUUAGUUUUGUCACCAGAACAAGUUUUGAGUGCACCGGGCAAUAGGGUCAUUUUUGAGAGGUUCAAGCAGCUUGUGUCCUUACAGAAAUGCUCAGCUUUUGACCAGGGAAAGACCGCAUCUGAUAAGUUGAAGGUGUUAGCUUCGUUGGGGCCGGUUCGGGCGCGCCAAGCUUUAUCUUCGAAUACUUCUUUUUUGAAGAAUGAGUCGCUGAAAGAUUGGAGUAGCUAUUUCAGCUAUUUCAAAUCUUUUUUAGAAAUGUGCACGUGUCGAGGUGAAAAACCCUUUCCGCUGACCUCCUCGAAGGUUGAGGACUUCCUCGGCUUGUACCGUACGGCUGGUACUAUGGGAAGUGCGCGUGCAGCACUUAAGAAGGUUUCCUUGGUGUUGAAGGUUCCGUUUCCGGAAGUUGAGUCUUCCAACAUUUCGCGCGGCAUUAAGCGCCACCAGCCCCUUUCCAAGGCGAAGGAUCCUUUUUCAGGGGCUGACCUUAAUCGGUUACUGGCUUUAGAGAAGUUGCCUUUGUCAUACAAGUACCUUUUUAGCUUCUGUUGGAUCUUUUUACUUCGCUGCGGCGAUGAAGGGCUUGUUUUGAGAAAGUCAAGGUUAGCCAAGGACUCUGAUCGUUUAUCUAAGCUUCAAUCCGAAAGUGCCAUUUGGGCCGACGAAGAAAAGAAGUUGGUGUUUAUCAGAUUCCGUACUCGCAAGAAUCGGCUCGAAGGAGAUGUAGUGUCCCGAGCUUGUACGUGUGCGGGCUUCUCAGUCAACUGCCCCAGUUCUAGUUCUUCUUCUAACGCUCCCCCUGUGGUCGAGCGGAAAAUAAUUUGGGCCAGGGACUUCUGCCCUUUUUGCGUGUUGUGGUCGAAAUUUGUAAAAGCAAGAGCUGGUGGGUUUUUGUUGUUCCCAACGUUUGAAUACAAGACUGUGUUAGCCGUUGUGAAGCGGUGUGCGCAUUUGUUGAAGCUGAAGGGGUCCUUCGGGACGCACUCCUUCAGGAAAGGCGGUGCUAGUGAGAUUGCUCUUUGUGGCGGUAGUUUGCAAGAAAUUCUGUUUGCAGGUAGUUGGAGUAGUAAUUCCGAUGCUUGGAAGAGGUAUGUUAGUUUGGGUAAAGUAGAGACUUCAGGAAUGCUGGCGGCAGCACGUAAACAGUUGCCACAAGUGCAAGAAGAAGCGCUUGAAUUGAUUUCUGAUAGUGAGGGGGACAUUGACGAUCUUGAUUUAGAAUACGACGCUGAUCUUGAAUUAGAUAGUGACUGAGUAAUUUUCUGAAGAUUAGGCUGUAUUCUUGAACUGAACUUGAGCUUGGGUUCCUUUUCGCGUUCUACUCGGUUUACCAUCUAGAUAUUCAUUGAGCUAAAAUUUUUCUCUCGACUAAGGAUUGACACCACGAAAAUGGCCUGCUUCGGCGUCGCAAAUAGUAGCUCACACGGUGAGCUUCUCCGGGAAGGUUUUCCCCUUCAAAUGUACGUCUUAGUGGUUUUGCUCUGCGUUGCGGCUCGUGGUUUUUGGCAAUUAUUCUUUGCUGCGUAUCGUGCUCAUAUGCAGGAAGUCCGCGAGGUGGCGGCCUCUACCGUCCGGAAUACUCUCCUCGAGUAUGACAUUUGUACGGCUGACAUCCUGCGAGCUACCAGGAAUCAGGCGUUUACCGACUUCGACCCGAAUACGAUCACGGAUUAUACUUCGUGGGAUAUUAACUUUGCGGUUGAUCACCCAGAUGAGAUUUUGCCUUGAUCUUCUUGUUCGUGUUAAAUAUGUAUGUCAUAGUGGUCGUGCGUGUUGCCUUUCCGAUUAUUUAGCUGUUGUCAUAAUUUCUCUUUCAUCAUUAUUUCUUGAUUAACGAAGUUAUUGCGCUGAACUUGCAUCUUUUAUUGUUCUCCCGAUGGUUUCCGGAUGUCUUUCUUGACCCUUGAGUUCUAAAAUAUUGUGGCAUCCAUAUGUGUGUAAUGUAGGACGAGUUUAUUCUUUGGUUCCAAGGAACGCAGAUGAAGGAAGCAGCCCCAGAGAGCAGCUUCCAAAACUAAUCUUCCUCUUUCACCGGUUCAAGCGGAGUGUUCUCAUCCCGGCUCUAGCUCCACUUGCAAAUUGUUGUUCAGGGCCAAAAAGUUCAUGAAAUUAGGCCUUACCGGUGAAGCUCGAAGUAAUUUGCAUCAGGUCUGCGUCUCGUCUUACCCCAUCGAGAUCUUCUAACCCAGAUAUGAAUGCACAUGCUGCUGCAGGACUCCAAUUCUUUCACUUAAUAGUGCUCUUGAUUCCACCGUCGUAUCACUUUCAACAAGAACGACAGUUGUACCAAUCAAGCACAUUCGACACCUGCCCCCUUUCAUCUCUUCUCUCCUCGACUCUGCGUCGAACCUGGACUUGCCGAAACGACUCACGUCCCUGGCAUGCCCCUACAAGAACCUAGUGAGCGUUUUGCCGUGUUCCCCUAUCUCGACACCCAAUACAAGGCUUUUUUCGCACACACCGACUUCGACGUUUCUUCAACGCAUCGGCAUAUGAAAGUUAGGAAGAUAGAACAGACAUCAUCCACAUCUACCUCUACGUCUACGUCCACUAAAGCUAAGAGCAAGCGUGCAGACUGGAGUUUCUGUGAUUUUGGAGAUGCCGAACUAGCGAAGGAGGGGUUUUCUCCUCCAGAAUGCGAGGGCUACCCAGAACCCUAUAUGGAACGCUUGCGCAAAUUUGCCGAAAUGAUCAAGGAUACGGAUUCGGAAUUCUUUAUGAGUCGAACUAAAUUUCUUGUUGUGUCAUAGUCAUCACAGUCAUCAUGAUCUUUUUUUAGUUCCAUCUCGCUCUCGACGCUCCAAGAAGAAGAACCUUCUUUCAUGGCCAUAAUAAUGCCCCGGAUGUCCUCUCCUUCACUUAGCCACAAUCUGACUGGCAUUCUUGUAUGUUUCCCUUUUCUCCUCUAAUCCCUGCGGUACAACCACCGUGAUGUAUUCGCACGCUGCUUCCGUCGCUCUAGUAGGACAUCUAUGCGAGAUCGGCAAUCUCCCAGAAGGCACAGGACCCUUUGCACCUUGUGGGAUCUUCAAGAUGGAACGAGUGGAAGAGGAGGAUGCUACAGAGAACGGUCAUGAUGUAUCAAAGAAGAGUAAGCCUUUCACCCUAAUUCGAUGCGGAGGAGACAAUACGGGACACGUGAAGGAAAAUGCCGCUACGACCUAUCCAUGGAUGUUUCGUGAGAGUCACUGUAAAUUUUGGACUGAUAAGUACACGAAGGAACCUUUUAACUACUCGAAUUAGUGAAGUGAUAGUUGUGGAUCCCACUAAUCAUCUCCCUUCUACUUUCUUGACCGUUUUCUUAGGCCAAGACCACCAGGUAAUGUAAGAGAUGGAUCGUGUAUGUGUCUUCUUAGUCGGUGUAGUAGUUUUUACACCUAGGGGGCGCCCUAACACUCACUAUCUACUUGAGGAAUUAACCCAUGUCAAGAAUUGCCACGUAUAACGUCCCUAAAAGUACCGUGUUUAUUGUUCUGUCGGACAUCAUGUCGAUGUCCAUGUGUUUCUCCUCUAUCAGCG
Molecule: messenger RNA, 9647 nt
Organism: Amoebophrya sp. A25
Lineage: Eukaryota; Dinophyceae; Syndiniales; Amoebophryaceae
Source: the annotation of a GenBank genome assembly